Durio zibethinus is the source of this 2216-nucleotide messenger RNA. Its product is annotated as putative serine/threonine-protein kinase CST. The record is from RefSeq and is a predicted model, not a curated record. Gene Ontology annotation, biological process: protein phosphorylation. Gene Ontology annotation, molecular function: protein kinase activity; ATP binding. NCBI's taxonomy places the organism in Eukaryota, Viridiplantae, Streptophyta, Magnoliopsida, Malvales, Malvaceae.
GCUAUACAGACCGUCUAUACUCUUAUACUAAAACACGACAAUACCACUUUUUUCCAUAUGGACUUAUGGAGUAUUAUUGUAUAAUAAACAGCCAAGAAAAUGAAGCAUGAAAAUUUUUAUUUUUUAGGCUUUCGGGAUGCAGGAAAGUUGAUUCCUUGAUUUCUGACAGCCAGGAAAAAAAAAGGGCGGGGGGUCGUUAAAAAAUCCUUGAAAGUAAGCAAAAAAAAAAAAAGCCAACUUGGAACCCGACCUUUUCCGCUAUCUUGCUUUAUUAUAUACAUAUCUUUUCCUUCCUUUUAAUUGCGUUUUUGCCUACAAAUUUAACAACUUCUACAGCAAAGAAUGCAGUUCUUCUUAUCCAGAUAGGCUCGGUAACAGAGAUAAGCGUUACUGUCGAUAUGGGUAAUUGCUGGGGAUCUUCUGAUCGAGAUAAUAGUCACUGCCACAGAUCCACCAACAUUCCUACUACCCCAGGUACAUCAAAUAACUGCAGCAACAACCUAGAAUUUUCAGCAACUAGCAGUGCUAGCAAUUGCAGGAGUCAAUUUUCAGAGGCAGUAAGUGAAAUUGUGGAGGAGGGAAGCCCAGAUGGUCGGAUCCUGGAAACACCAGAUUUGAAAGUCUUCACUUUUGCAGAGCUGAAGACUGCAACCAAGAACUUCAAAGGUGAUACACUGUUGGGUGAAGGGGGUUUUGGUAAAGUUUACAAAGGUUGGGUUGAUGAAAAAACUUUAACACCCUCCAAGAUUGGCUCUGGAAUGAUUGUUGCGAUCAAGAAAUUGAAGCAUGAAAGUAUUCAAGGUUUUGAGGAGUGGCAGUCAGAGGUGAACUUUCUAGGAAGGUUAUCUCAUCCCUAUUUGGUGAAGUUGUUGGGAUACUGUUGGGAGGAUGAAGAACUGCUCCUUGUUUAUGAGUUCAUGCAAAAAGGAAGCUUGGAAAGUCAUCUAUUCAGACGAAAUCCAGCAAUUCAACCAUUAUCUUGGGAAUUAAGGCUUAAAAUUGCCAUUGGAGCAGCUAAAGGUCUAGCUUUUUUACAUACUUCUGAGAAAGUUAUUUAUCGAGAUUUCAAGGCCUCUAAUAUAUUGCUUGAUGGGAACUACAAUGCAAAAAUAUCAGAUUUUGGCUUGGCCAAAUUGGGGCCUGCUGGUGCAGAGUCACACGUAACAACCAGGGUCAUGGGAACAUAUGGUUAUGCUGCGCCUGAAUACAUUGCAACAGGCCAUUUAUAUGUGAAGAGUGAUGUGUAUGGGUUUGGUGUCGUUUUGCUUGAGAUGAUGACUGGCUUGCGAGCAUUUGAUACAAAGCGACCAGAUGGGCAGCAAAAUUUGGUUGAUUGGCUUAAACCAACUCUGUCUCAGAAAAGAAAGUUGAAAACCAUAAUGGAUGCACGGAUUGAGGGCCAGUAUUUGUCCAAGGCGGCAAUACAGUCAGCCGAGCUCACUCUGAAAUGUCUAGAGCACGAUCCUAAAAACCGUCCAUCCAUGAAACAAGUUGUGGAAGCAUUGGAACGGAUUGAAUCACUUAAUAAGGAAAAAUCAAAGGACGACUCUAAAUCUGGUUUUAUUCAUUCUUCAAGUACCCCUCGGCAGGGCCAACAAUAUUCUACUCCUCGACGUUCCCCGCUUCACUCAAGGCAACAUGGCGCUUGAGCAUGAGCUACAAACUAUCAACCCGCGGUCAAGCUCUAAGUAAUAAAACUCGGGCUCAAGAUCCUGCACUCUGUGUGUGUGGUUUUUUUGGCAUAUAUAUAUAUAUAUGUUUCUUAUGGGCGUUGGUGAAUUUUUAAUUAAUAUAAUAAAAAGAUCAUGAUUCUUUCAGAGAUUUCUCCAUAUAUCUUUAACAAAAUUUCUAAUCGCAGUCUUCAUUUUGGUCACUAGUUACAAUGAUCAUGUAUUUUGUAAUGUAAAUGUUGAAUAGAUUUAACAAGUUUGUGGGGCUUUCUUGUCGUAUCUAGUUUGAUUUCCAUCUUAAUUUUGCAGCAUUUGAUGUUAUUGUUUGAUUUCCAUCUUAACGUUGAAUAGAUUGAACGAGGAGAUCGUGUUCUUUUGUUCCUCCUUAAUGUUUUUUACUGAGCAGAAAUCAAGCAAAAAUGGUGAGAGGAGGUGAAGAUGGAAAAGGGCAUGAAAGUCUUGCUGGUAUGAACUGAGGCUGAGAGAGAGAAAAAGGUCAACAUGCAGAUCACAAAGAGCAAGGAUAUAAUCAAAUCAAAUAUUAAU